This is a messenger RNA of Podospora anserina S mat+, 1143 nucleotides long. RefSeq lists its product as uncharacterized. The record is from RefSeq and is a predicted model, not a curated record. The transcript has 3 exons. Bases 1 to 1143 code for a protein of 380 amino acids. Lineage: Eukaryota; Fungi; Ascomycota; Sordariomycetes; Sordariales; Podosporaceae.
AUGCCGCCAUUUACACCUGAAGAUAUUGACAGCGUGAGGGCAAGCUUCCCCGCAUUGUCAGGAGAUUAUAUAUUCUUUAAUACUGCAGCUGGAAGCCAGGUGUUGGGAUCAGUAGCUGAUCGUGUACGGGACUACCUCAUAACCCCAAACCUCGUCAACGACGGUUAUAAAGCCGCAGCAGACUUCAUCAACGCCUCCCCAGAUGAAAUAGUCUUCGGCUCCUCCGCAACCCAACUCCUUCACAACCUCUCUCACGCCCUCUCCUUCUCACCCGAAGAUGAGAUCCUCCUCUGCCCCCUCGACCACGAGUCCAACAUCGCCCCUUGGCUCGCCUUAGCAGCACGUCAAAAUCUCAAAAUCCGCUGGUGGCACCCCCAACUCCCACCUGAAGAUCAACCGGGUUGCGUCAACCCCAAGCUCGACCUCACCAACCCUCCCAUCUCCCCCAAAACCCGCCUCAUUUGUUUAACCCACACAACCAACAUCCUCGGCACCAUCCACGACAUCAAAUCCCUCUCCGCCAAAAUCCGCCUCCUAAACCCCCAGACCCUUCUCUGCGUUGACGGCGUAGCCCACGCACCCCACCGCCGAAUCGACGUCAAAGAUCUCGGGGUCGACUUUUACGUCUUCAGCUGGUACAAGCUUUUCGGACCUCGAAUCUCACAGCUGUACGCCGGUCCCUGCGCUAGGGCACAGCUCCAGUCCAUGGGGCAUUUCUUCAACCCUGCUGAGAGUUUGGAUGACAAGAUUGGGCUGGCGGGGGGGUGGUGUCAGGAGUUGAUUUACGGGAUUCCGGCUGUGGUGGAGUAUCUGACGCCGAGAUGGGAGGGGGUUGUAGACCAGGAGGAGAGGUUACAGUCGGUUUUGCUGGGUUUGUUGGCGGGGUUGGAUGGAAAGAUAACGAUUUACGGGGAGUGGUGUGGUGAUGCUAAGGUGAGGGUGCCAACGGUGAGUUUUAGGGUGAGGGGGUGGAAGUCGAAGGAUUUUGUAGAGGCUAUUGAGCGGGAGACAAAUGGGAGGGUUAAGUUGAGCUGGGGGACUUAUUACUCUGUGAGGCUGGCUAAGGAGGUGCUUGGGCUGGGGGAUGAUGGGGUUGUGAGGGUGAGUUUGGCGCAUUAUAACACUGGUAAGUUAUUGCGUUGA